Messenger RNA from Coccomyxa subellipsoidea C-169, 1059 nucleotides. Its product is annotated as WD40 repeat-like protein. NCBI's taxonomy places the organism in Eukaryota, Viridiplantae, Chlorophyta, Trebouxiophyceae, Coccomyxaceae. The record is from RefSeq and is a predicted model, not a curated record. The annotation marks the transcript as partial. Gene Ontology annotation, molecular function: snoRNA binding; protein binding. The transcript has 5 exons. Gene Ontology annotation, cellular component: small-subunit processome.
GUGCUCCACAGGCUUCCAGUGACAGCUCUCGCAGUCACUGCGGAUGACUGUACAGCGUUCUCAGUGUCGAAGGAUGGAUCCAUCUUCCAGACUGACAUUGAGUCUGGGAAAAGGUAUGCAUGUGCUUCAGACGACGCCGUCAAGGACACAGCCGAUACUGGCCCGCCAGAGUGGGUGAAAAAGGGCCCCCGCAAGGCCGGCCGCAACUCGCUCCUGGCUGCUGCUGUGAGCGACGAUGGGCGCUACCUGGCAGUGGGUGGCGGCGACAAGCGCGUGCAUGUCUGGGAUGUGCGCAGCCGCGAGCACAUCCAGGGCUUCCCGGGCCACAGAGAUAUUGUGUCGGGGCUGGCCUUCCGCCAGGGCACCCACGAGCUCUUCAGCGCCUCCUUUGACCGCUCGGUCAAGACAUGGAGCUUGGACGAUCGCGCGUAUGUGGACACUCUGCUGGGGCACCAGAGCGAAGUGCUGUCAAUAGACUUACUCCGGCAGGAGAGGGCGGUGACGGCAGGCCACGAUCACACCUGCAGGGUGUGGAAGGUGCCGGAGGAGUCGCAGCUGAUCUUCAGGUCGCACGCACCGGCCGUGGACUGCGUGCGCUACAUCACAGGCACACAGUGGCUCAGCGGCGCCUCGGACGGCUCCCUGGCAGUUUGGAGCCAGAUGAAGAAGCGCCCAGUCAGCGUGAUCCGCGGCGCCCACAGACCUCCGACGAACGGCGCAGACGCAGAUGACGCGGCGGCGGGUGCCGGCACCAUCGGCGGCGACGCUGCGUCCUGGGUGCAGUCUGUUGCAGUGUGCCACGGCAGCGAUCUGGUGGCGAGUGGGGCAGCUGACGGGGUCAUCCGGCUGUGGGCGGUCCAAGAGGGGCACACAGGCGUGCACAACCUUUCGCCGAUAGGCGGCCUCCCCGCCAGGGGCUUUGUGAAUUCCCUCCACAUUGCGCGCAGCGGCCGCUUCGUGCUGGCUGGCAUGGGCCAAGAGCCCCGCCUGGGGCGCUGGUCACGUGAUGGCCUUGCCAAGAACGGCCUCCUGCUGCACCAGCUGAGCUUGGAGGACUGA